AUGCAUAGGAGGACAUUCCAGCUGCACAUGCAAAAGCAAAGGCCCUCACUGGGAUUUGAACCCAGGACCACUUCCAUUGUUGUAGAGCCCGGUAUCGACCUUGUCGAACGAGCGUACACCCAAAGGAAAAAACCAUCCUCAACCCGAGUGGCCAACAAGCAGAAACUCGACCUACGCGCCCUCGAGCUGCGUGACAUCAUCUCCACCGUUUACGCGUACCAUGGCAACAACUUUGAGCUCGCUGUCCAGGAAGAUGCUGAACUGGUCUUGUUCCUCUUCACGGCAGGCCGUGACUCGCCACUGCUGGCCACCAAAGCCCACCCAGACGAGUUCUUGGGGUGUACUCGGGUCUUCUUCUACCCUCAGCGAGACCCCACAAACAAAACUACCGGCUCUAUCGUCACGCCUGUUAUUACCUCUUGGAAGGGCUUCAACAAGGGCAAGCGCCUCAUGAUCACAUUCACAAUCCGGCGAACCGCCCUCUGA
Messenger RNA from Apiotrichum porosum, 486 nucleotides. RefSeq lists its product as uncharacterized. The transcript has 4 exons. NCBI's taxonomy places the organism in Eukaryota, Fungi, Basidiomycota, Tremellomycetes, Trichosporonales, Trichosporonaceae. Bases 1 to 486 code for a protein of 161 amino acids. The record is from RefSeq and is a predicted model, not a curated record.